This is a messenger RNA of Humulus lupulus (European hop), 907 nucleotides long. RefSeq lists its product as uncharacterized. Gene Ontology annotation, biological process: thylakoid membrane organization. Bases 155 to 805 code for a protein of 216 amino acids. The record is from RefSeq and is a predicted model, not a curated record. NCBI's taxonomy places the organism in Eukaryota, Viridiplantae, Streptophyta, Magnoliopsida, Rosales, Cannabaceae. The transcript is spliced from 3 exons. Gene Ontology annotation, cellular component: chloroplast thylakoid membrane.
AUCCAAACCAAACCCAACUCGCCACUCCGGAGUUUUCCGACUAAAAGAUUUCAUUCAAGACCCACAAAUAUUUUUAUUCUGUUUGGUUGUCGAGAAAAAGCGAGAAACAACGAGAGAAGAAAGUGACAGAAAACAACACAGAUACUGAAUCAAAAUGAGUAGUGGCUUUGCAGCUUCAGCUUCAGCUUCCGGACCCAUCGUUUCUUACUUGCCAUCUAAAUCCAAAACUCACAGUAGCUACACCUACACAUCGAGCUUCUUCAAUCCUGGUACUAUAUCCUCCUCAGAUUUCAAGCUCAGAGGCGUUAGAUUUUCCAGAACAAAGGAAACCCAGAUAAAAAAAGGAGUUUGUAAUAGUAGCACGAGACCCGGGGGUCCUGGUUCUGGUGAUAAUGAAAGCAGAAGUGUUCUUGAUGCAUUUUUCUUGGGAAAAGCUCUAGCAGAAGCCUUAAACGAGCGCAUUGAGUCAACAGUUGGGGAGUUUUUGAGUACAAUUGGUCGACUGCAAUCUGAGCAACAAAAGCAAGUACAGGAGUUCCAAGAAGAUGUAUUGGAAAGAGCUAGAAGAGCCAAAGAGAAAGCAGCAAGGGAAGCCAUGGAGACUCAAGGACUGAUUUCCAGGUCUGUUACAGUAGGGACCACAACAGUUAAUAAUGGGAUUACCUCAGGUACCUCUUCCUUAACUAGCAAUGAUGUAAGUCCAAUAGAUCAACCAUUUUCGGCUGACUCUACUCCCUCAGCUGCUGAUAUGGAACGAGAUAUUACCAAUCAAAAUCCAGUUUCAAGGUUAUCAAAUGAAGACUGAUUUAAUCUUCUUUUGUAUCUGAUAUGAUGUUAUCUGACCAUGUCAACUCUCAUCCAUAAAGUUAUAUUGAUAAGUCUAUAAAGGCACAGAGCUUUUUCUUAA